AUGAUUUUUCAGGCCUGCCUGACUUGCUCGAUAACGCUUUGCGCUGGCCACCCAAAGGACAUCUCUGGCAACUUCCCGUUCUCCAUCAUAAGGGCGUGGAUCAAACUCGGGCGUCUCAUCAAAGCACAAGUAUGCGACCAAGACAUUCUGGACGGUUUUUUCGCCUCGUGUUUUGGCGGAGCACAUACAAUCCGAGAGCUUUCCUUCGACGGGUCAACUGUAGUGUCAACUACUGAGCCUCUGAACAUGCAAGCAAUCCUGGAUUCGCAGUUCAACGAUUUCGGAAUCGGACAACAGAGAAUCGACCAGUUCCAUCCCUUGCUUGGCGAUUCUAUUUUCUCAAGCGACGGAAACAAAUGGAAGCGCGCUAGACGAAUGUUCCGGCCGCAAUUUAGCAGGCACAAUAUCAACAAUUUGGAAAGCACUGAGAGAGCGUCGCGAGCAUUGAUCAAUACGAUCGAUGGCGAUGAGUCUACCGCUUGGACAUCCGAUGUAGAGCUUCUGUCUUUGUUCAACAAAUUCACACUCGACACGGCCACAGAGUUUCUAUUCGGUGAAUCUCUUGACUCGCUGUCUUUGACCCCGGAUGGGAAGACUGGAUGUGCAACUUCGAACGAGCAAGCCAGCAGGCAGGCUCAGUCCCGUCAGUUUCAGGACGAUUUUGAAUUGGUCAGUCUCAAACUCGUCAGUCGCAUAAGAUACCAAAGCCUGUACUGGCUAGUGGACGGCUUCAAGUUCCGAAUGGCGAUUGCUAGAAUCCGGAAAUUCACGGGACAUUUCAUUCAAAAGGCGAUCCAUUUGCGAACGACUGGGAAAGCGAACAGGGGCUACAAUUUACUCGAGGCUCUCGUGAAUGACACUCGGACGGCCGAAAAUAAAAAUCACGUGGAACUUGGCGAUCAGAUGCUGGCCAUCCUCGCUGCGGCCAGAGAUACCACUGCCGGCUUCCUUGCAUGGUGCUUGGUUCGUCUCGCUCUACAUCCAGACAUCUUCCAAGAGCUCCGAUCUGCAAUCUUGAAAGACUUCCAGGCGUCUGUUCCUCUGACAUUCGACACGCUGAGAUCUUGCCGGACUCUGCAAUUCUUCCUGAAUGAAGUGCUCCGUUUGCACCCUCCCGUACCGGUGAACAAUCGCCGGGCCCGAGUAGACACGACAUUGCCGGUCGGUGGCGGACCAGAUCAAACGUCUCCCAUCGUCAUCGCAAAGGGGCAAGUCGUCAUAUACUCGGUCUACCUCAUGCAUAGGCGCAGAGACAUAUGGGGCGAAGAUGCCGCAGAGUUCAAACCAGCACGAUGGCAGAAAGAAGCCCCUCCGUGGCACUUUCUCACAUUUAGUGGUGGGCCGAGAACCUGUCUAGGCCAGCAAUUCGCCAUGACGGAAGCUGCUUACGUCCUGGUUCGACUACUACAGCGCUUCGAUUCUAUUGAGCCCGUCAAUAGGCCCGAGAUGAGUGCAAUGAAGAAAGAGUUGGGCUUGACCAUGUGGCCGAAAGAUCGAGUUAGGGUGCGAUUCCAUCGAGCCAUGGGCAUGACGUGA
Zasmidium cellare ATCC 36951 is the source of this 1536-nucleotide messenger RNA. RefSeq lists its product as uncharacterized. NCBI's taxonomy places the organism in Eukaryota, Fungi, Ascomycota, Dothideomycetes, Mycosphaerellales, Mycosphaerellaceae. Bases 1 to 1536 code for a protein of 511 amino acids. The record is from RefSeq and is a predicted model, not a curated record. Gene Ontology annotation, molecular function: iron ion binding; heme binding; oxidoreductase activity, acting on paired donors, with incorporation or reduction of molecular oxygen, reduced flavin or flavoprotein as one donor, and incorporation of one atom of oxygen. The transcript is spliced from 3 exons.